This is a messenger RNA of Leptinotarsa decemlineata (Colorado potato beetle), 1199 nucleotides long. Its product is annotated as prostatic acid phosphatase. The record is from RefSeq and is a predicted model, not a curated record. Gene Ontology annotation, molecular function: phosphatase activity. NCBI's taxonomy places the organism in Eukaryota, Metazoa, Arthropoda, Insecta, Coleoptera, Chrysomelidae. Gene Ontology annotation, biological process: dephosphorylation.
GACAGUUGUGGAGUCUGCUGUAGAAGUGAUUUGAAUUCAACAGUUAUCAUGCUAGUUAAUAUUCUAGUCCUCCUUGUGACUCUCAUCACACCAAUUUUGGCAACAUCCACUUUGAUUUCUGUAGUUCAGGUAUAUCGUCAUGGCCAAAGAACUCCAAUAACUCACUAUGCCAAUGAUCCUUAUUCAGCUUCUGAAUAUUGGCCAGUAGCACCAGGACAACUCACAAAUACCGGAAAGACACAACACUUCAGACUAGGCCGAUAUACACGUGAAAGAUAUAAUGCGAGUUUACCAAGCGCAUACUCCAGUGACUUCCUCCAUAUUCAAACAACCGAUGUUGAUAGGACUCAUAUGUCAGCCCAAUGUAACGUCUUAGGUCUGUUUCCCCCAACACCGACAGAACAAUGGAAUCCGGAUAUCGCUUGGAGUCCUAUUCCUAUUCAUCCUUCAGAUCCAAAUAUCAUACUUUCAUUACCCAAAUGUGAAGCUUAUUUCGAAGAACUGAACAGCGUUUUAGUGAACGAAACUUUCUAUAAAGAUAUCGAUGAGGAGUACAGGGAUUUGUACGCCUACCUUACAGAGCAUAGUGGCGAAAAUGUAUCAUCUGUGAGUGGAGUUUCGUCAAUAUUUGACAGCCUUUUUAUUGAAAACGAGUUUGGCUAUACCUUACCGUCAUGGACAGAAGCAGUUUUUCCGGAACCAAUAAGCACUUUAGCAGGAUACUUGUACCAAAGUUAUGGUUAUAGCACCAAACUGGCACGUCUCAGUGCUGGAACAUUCCUCAACGAAGUUAUAGAACAUUUCGAAAAAAUGCGGAACAAUUCUUCCAGUGCUCAAUUCUUCAGGAUGUACAGCGCUCACGACAUCAACAUUGCUCAAAUACUCUCGGCUUUAGGUGCAUAUUAUGAACCUCACGUCCCAUACUUCGCAAGCACCAUCUACUUUGAGUUGUGGAAAUCUUUCCUUGGAACCUACCACGUAAACGUUUACUACAAACAAAAAGAAGUUAUCGAGAAAAUUACUCCGAAGGGAUGCUUACAAUUUGACUGUGGCCUCAAUAAUUUGAAGAAACAACUCAGCGAUGUACUCAUCGACAUAAAUACCAAAGCAAAAGAAUGUGUGACUUGAAUGAAAUGUAUCAAUAACAUGAAAUGUGAAGUCAUUAUAUAUAUUCGAAUAUAUGAUAAAUAAUCAUUUCA